Messenger RNA from Parnassius apollo (apollo), 402 nucleotides. Lineage: Eukaryota; Metazoa; Arthropoda; Insecta; Lepidoptera; Papilionidae. The record is from the annotation of a GenBank genome assembly.
AUGCGCAUGGCUGGGUUCGAACUCAAGACCUACAACUUGCUCAUAAAUGAGAACAAAGAAAACAUUGACAAUAAUGAUGUAUCACGGCUUAGGCAACAUCUUCAACAAAAUAAUGGUGAAGAACUGGCUGAAGAAGAAAUCAACUAUUCGACCAACUUGAGCUCAACAUCUUUAUCAGACAACGAGCUAAUUGUUACAGAAGAACAAGAAAAUGACAAUAAAACACCGUCAUUAGAAGGGAAUCGAUUAGUCGACAUCGGUUAUCUUUUCAGUCAGCUUGCAACCAUGUCGCAUCAUCCAUUUGACUGUAAUUUUACCUCUAUGAAUUUUAUGAAAGAAAAAAGGAUAGAUAGAAAAGAUAUUACAUUCUCAAGAAACCAACCAAAAAGACUGCUAGUGUAG